AUGGCAAGUAAUGAAGAUAGUGAAUGGAUUUGUUUUAACCCUCCUUUAUGGCUACAAAGGAGAAUUCUUAUUAACCUUGUGCUACAAGAGAGUAAAGUUACUUCGGUGGUUGAUUUUGGUUGUGGAGAAGGUUCACUCCUUUCUUUUCUUGUUCAACCUUGGGAAAAAUCACCGAUCACGCAUCUUGCUGGAGUAGAUAUCAGUCAGGAAACACUGAAAUACACUGUGGAUAAUUGUCGCCCGAGAAAAGAAGACUUUGAUAAUUUAAGGUUAACCCCCCUGACAAUAGACAUAUAUCAAGGAAGUAUUGAUGUUGCUGACGAAAGGUUACUAGGAUUUGAGGCUUUAGUAUGCUCGGAAGUAAUAGAACAUGUUUAUCCACCAGUAUUGAACAAAUUUUUUAAAGUUGUUCUUGGAACUUAUAAACCCAAAGUUGUGAUCGUGACCACACCUAAUGCGGAAUUUAAUGUUUAUUUCCCACAAUUAAAAUAUGGAACACCAGAAGCACUGUUCAGAAUUGAUGAUCAUAAAUUUGAAUGGACUAGGAGCGAGUUUCAGAAAUGGGGUAACGCAGGUGCGGCAAAAUACAAUUAUUCUGUUGAGUAUACUGGGGUUGGUACAUUAAAGGAUAGCGAUCCAGCAGUAGGAUUCGCUACACAAGUCGCCAUAUUUCGAGAUUUGCGUUCAAAUGACAACCCUUUAUUAUCCGAUUUUGGAAGUUAUGAUCACAUAGAUCAAAUAGUGUUCCCGAUUUACGAUGAGCCUGAUAAAAGCACGUCCGAGAUUCUCGAAGUUAUUCAUUACUACAUGAAAUUCCUUUGUAAUCCGGUUGUGAGCGAACUAGAACAGCAGCAAAAAAAGAACUGUGUUAAAAUCGACUAUCUUUGGGAUAUACAUCGAAUUAGGCAACUUUGUAAAACUAGAGAUAAUUUGUUGGAGAUACUUGAUUCCAGCACAGAUUUUACAUUACUAAAUGCAGAUGAGGUACUUGCACAUGUAGAAUAUAAACUUGAUUCACCAAAAAAAGAAAACGACGAAUAUGAUUGGCACACAAACGAUGCAUCUGAAAUGGAAUCAGAUUGGAAUGCUGAUGAUACUAAUGAUAAUGGACGGCAUUAUGACUACGGAGAUGAUGAUUUGGCUGAUGAUUUGGCUAAUGAUUUGGCUAAUGAUAAUGGAUGGUAUUAUGACUACACAAAUGACGAUUUGGAAAAUGGAAAAUGGUCUUACGAAGAUACAUUUUCUGGAAAUAGUCAGCAUUUGCAAUCAAAUUGGGACAAUUGA
This is a messenger RNA of Cetraspora pellucida, 1284 nucleotides long. The record is from the annotation of a GenBank genome assembly. NCBI's taxonomy places the organism in Eukaryota, Fungi, Glomeromycota, Glomeromycetes, Diversisporales, Gigasporaceae.